This is a messenger RNA of Megachile rotundata (alfalfa leafcutting bee), 1053 nucleotides long. Its product is annotated as Odorant receptor 45a. Gene Ontology annotation, cellular component: plasma membrane. Gene Ontology annotation, biological process: sensory perception of smell; detection of chemical stimulus involved in sensory perception of smell. Lineage: Eukaryota; Metazoa; Arthropoda; Insecta; Hymenoptera; Megachilidae. Gene Ontology annotation, molecular function: odorant binding; olfactory receptor activity. The record is from RefSeq and is a predicted model, not a curated record.
AUGCAAACAUUAAAAUGGAGCUAUAAAAUACUUGAUAUUCUUGGAUUCAGUUUGACAUCUCAUUGGACGUCGUUAUGGAGGAGAGCCCUUUACAAUUCCUACGGGAUGAUAUUGGUAAUAUCUUUGCACUUCAUGUCAGCUACUCAAAUGUUAGACCUUUUCAACGUCACCAACCAAGAGGAUUUUGUCGAUAACUUGUAUGUAACGCUGGUUUUCCUUUGCGAUUGUUGUAAAACGAUCAUGCUACUACGUCGGCGGGGAAAUAUCGCGAAACUCAUUGAUGAACUUAAGGAGGAACCGUUCGCGACGCUGAACGCUGAGGAGACGGAAAUACAAAGGAAAUUCAUGCAGCAGAUCGAACGGAACACAAUAACCUACGCUCUCAUAAUCGAUGUCUACGUGGUUGCAACGAUUAUUAUCUCGUUCUUCACCGAUUACCGACAUGGAGGGUUGAAGUUUCGUGCUUGGCUACCAUACGAUUAUUCGUCCCCGCUUUUGUUCACCGUGACCUACGUUCAUCAAAUGGUGGUUAUGGUAUUCGCUACGAACUUCAUUGUUGCGUGCGAUUCUCUGUUUAGUGGCCUGUUGGUUAACAUUUAUUGCCAGUUCGAGUUGCUGGAGUACCGUCUGAAAAAUGUCGAAAAGUUCGCCACGGCGGUAAACGAAGUGUUUACAGCCAUCAUUUCCAUACAGUUCAUAGUGAACACUUUUGCGCUCUGCUUCAAUCAUUAUAGAUUGUCGCAACUAGAAUUCGGCGCCAAGUUCGGCGAAGCGGCAGCAUUCAUGUUCUGUGUGCUCGCACAAAUAUUUUAUUACUGUUGGUACGGCAAUGAAGUGAAAUUAAAGAGUCUCACAAUCGUAGACGUGGCACUGGAUAGCACCUUAAUGUCGUUGGAUAACAGUACGAAAAAGAUGUUUCUGACUAUCACGAUGAGAGCAAUGGAGCCCAUUCAAUUCACCAGCAUCCACAUAGUUUCUAUGAACCUUGAAUCUUUCAUAACGUUAGUUAAAACAUCCUACUCGGCAUACACCAUGCUUCAACAGAUGCACUAA